Molecule: messenger RNA, 1167 nt
Organism: Fusarium subglutinans
Lineage: Eukaryota; Fungi; Ascomycota; Sordariomycetes; Hypocreales; Nectriaceae
Product: sarcosine oxidase
Exons: 1
Coding region: 1-1167 (388 amino acids)
Molecular function (GO): sarcosine oxidase activity; flavin adenine dinucleotide binding
Source: RefSeq, a predicted model, not a curated record
AUGGAAAAGUUCGAUGUCGCCGUAGUUGGCCUUGGUGCCCUUGGAAGCGCAGCAGCCUGGCAAGCGGCGCGAAAGGGAGCAAAGGUGGUGGGCUUUGAACAGUUUGAGUUUGGCCACGUCCGAGGUGCAUCUCACGACACGUCGCGCAUCGUCCGCACAGCAUAUGAUGCUCCGGAAUACGUCUCGCUUGCCAAAGCCGCCUACAAAGACUGGGCCGACUUGGAGAAAGAUGCCGGUUUGAAGCUGUUGACUGUUACCGGUGGCAUCGUUGUGCUUGCGAAUGAUCGCACCUGGACAUCCGGUUUCAAGGUCUCGGAUUACACAGCAAGCCUUGAUGCCAAUAAUGUGCCCUACGAGCUUCUGAGUGCAAAAGAGGUCAAUACGCGAUGGCCGAAGCUCGACAUUGGUGACGACGAGAAUGCGGUGUACACUCCAGAUACUGGCAUUGCGCACGCGGCUAAAUCAGUGACGGCGAUGCAGUUCGUUGCUCGCGCUCACGGAGCCAUACUCAAAGAAAAUACCCCAGUCACUGCAAUUAUACCCAUCACGAACGAAGGAGUCAUUAUAAAGACAGAAAAGGGCGAUUUCCAGGCUCGCAAGAUCAUUCUGGCUACAGAUGCCUGGACAAACAAACUGCUUGCUCCCCUCGGUGCACAGAUUCCACUUGAGGUCAUGCAAGAGCAGGUCACAUACUUCAAGCCCAAAGAACCCACUCUAUUCAACGCCGAGUACUUCCCUGUGUGGAUUCGAGUGGUUGACGGAAAGACGUUCUAUGGAUUUCCCACUUUCGGCGAACCUACCAUCAAGGCUGGCCGCGACGUGUCAAACAACCGCAUGAGCCCCGAGGAAAGGUCAUAUAUUCACUCUCCAAAACUCUUGGAUGAGUUGACAGCAUUUAUGAAGGACUUUGUGACCAAAGAUGAGGAACUUGAGAUCCUUCGUACGGUUACAUGCCAGUAUACGAUUACCCCAGGCCGACACUUCAUACUGAGCGCACUAGAUCAGUAUCCGGACAUUUUGGUUGCGUUGGGAGCGGCUCACGGCUUCAAAUUUGCACCUGUUAUCGGUCGCGUUAUGGCAGAGCUGGCUAUAGAUGGAAAGACAACUGAGGAUCUCUCCAAGUUUGUCAUACCUGCGAUUCAGUCAGUUGUUCGAAGUAAGAUUUAA